Messenger RNA from Carassius auratus (goldfish), 1899 nucleotides. RefSeq names its product cadherin-22-like. Gene Ontology annotation, cellular component: adherens junction; catenin complex; plasma membrane. Lineage: Eukaryota; Metazoa; Chordata; Actinopteri; Cypriniformes; Cyprinidae. The record is from RefSeq and is a predicted model, not a curated record. The transcript is spliced from 9 exons. Gene Ontology annotation, biological process: cell migration; cell-cell adhesion mediated by cadherin; multicellular organism development. The annotation marks the transcript as partial. Gene Ontology annotation, molecular function: cadherin binding; beta-catenin binding; calcium ion binding.
AUACUUCAGAUACUAUUCAGAUACAGAACAUCUCACUGUAUCCAGCAGCACAUCCAGACUGGAUUCCUGACCUCUGCUUUAAUCCACAGAUCCAUUCAGACUCUGAUGAAGGCGACGGCUCUAUAAAGUACACCAUCUCUGGAGAGGGAGCAGGGACUGUCUUCAUCAUAGACGAGGUCACGGGUGACAUCCACGCCACCGAGCGUCUGGACCGAGAGGAGAAGACCUUCUACACCUUACGAGCUCAGGCACGAGACCGUCUGACCGACGCACCGCUGGAACCCGAGUCUGAGUUCGUCAUCAAGGUCCAGGACAUCAACGACAGCGAGCCCAAGUUUCUAGAAGGUCCUUACAUCGGGAGUGUGGCCGAGCUCUCUCCUGUCGGUACGUCGGUGAUGAAGGUUAUGGCCUCGGAUGCUGAUGAUCCGACCUAUGGAAGCAGCGCUCGGAUCGUUUACAGCGUUCUGGAAGGAGAACGGGUCUUUACUGUUGACCGACAAACCGGAGUGAUCCGGACGGCCGUGGCGGAUCUGGAUCGUGAGACACAGGACCGUUACGAGCUGGUGGUCAAAGCCACAGAUAUGGCAGGCCAAAUGGGCGGUCUCUCCGGGUCCACUACAGUGACCAUCGUGAUCACGGAUGUUAACGACAACCCUCCGCGCUUCCCUCAGAAGAUGUAUCAGUUCUCGGUCUCGGAGGAUGCGGCCGUUGGGACGUCGAUCGGCCGGGUGAUCGCGACAGAUGCAGACAUGGGCGAGAAUACGGAUAUGAGUUACCUGAUCAAAGACGAGGAGGGUGGAGAGCUGUUCAGAGUCUCCACUGAUGGAGAUACACAAGAGGCCAUCAUCACCAUCAAAAAGCCUCUAGACUUUGAGAACAAGCGCUCUCAUAAUGUGGUGGUCGAGGCUGUGAACAAACACGUGGACCCUCGUUUCGUGGAUCUGGGCUCCUUCCGGGACCAGACCAUCGUUCGGGUCAGUGUGACGGAUGUGGACGAGCCUCCCAUCUUCAUCCCUUCGAUCGGCACCAUCAUGGAGGUUCAGGAAGACGCUCGCCUGGGAGCACUGGUCGGGAUUGUGACCGCCAGAGACCCGGAUAUGGAUAACGUUCCCAUCAGGUUCUCUAUAGACCAGAGCACAGACCAGGAGCAGAUCUUUAACAUCGAUCCUGUAACAGGCGCCAUCACUUUGGGAAAGAUCCUGGACCGGGAAACUGCCGGCUGGCACAACAUCACGGUCACCGCUGUGGAAGCAGAUAACCAGUCCAUGGCGUCUCAGACGGCGGUGAGCAUCCGCAUCCUGGACGUGAACGACAACCCUCCCGAACUCGCCACUCCUUACGAGGCGUCGAUCUGCGAGGACGCCAAACCUGGCCAGCUCAUUCACACCAUCAGUGUGGUGGACAGAGACGAACCGCAGUCUGGACAUCGAUUUUAUUUCACUCUGGCACCCGAGGCCUCCAACAACCGACAUUUUACUCUAUGGGACAUCAAGGACAACACAGCCGGGAUCAGGACGCAGCGCUCCGGAUUCAACCGUCAGGAGCAGAACGUGUACCUGCUUCCCAUCCUGGUGGUGGACAGCGGCCCUCCAGCCCUCAGCAGCACAGGGACCCUCACCAUCCACGUGUGCGGAUGUGACACGGACGGAGCCAUUCAGUCCUGCAACGCCACGGCUUACGUCAUGUCAGCCGCGCUCAGCCCCGGCGCUCUCAUCGCACUGCUCGUCUGCAUCCUCAUCCUCAUCGGUAAAGCCUUCACUUAUCCCCCUCAUAGUCUUAUAGGAGCAUCAUGAGUUAUUCGAUUCAAUGCAUUCCUCAGUUCGUAACAGCAAGUGAGAAAUGCAUGCUUUAGGAAGCCAAGUUAUAUUUCAGUGUUGCAUAGAUUGGAUCAGCUUCUGC